AUGAUUUUCCAACGAUUUCAUUCGACGAAGCCAACACCACACCAACAAACCAUGAUGGCUCGGGGUCUACCAAAACGAACACCAAUUGAUGGUGUACAGCAUAUUAUCGCAGUAGGGUCAGGCAAAGGUGGUGUUGGUAAAUCAUCUGUGAGUGUCAACUUAGCUCUCGCUCUAUCCCGUCUUUCAUAUCGUGUUGGAAUAUUGGAUGCUGAUAUCUUCGGUCCAUCGAUUCCCACAUUACUUAACCUGCGUGAUCACAAAGCAACAACGUUAACAAAAACAAAUCUCAUCGAACCAUUGAUAAAUUUCAAUCUAAAAUGCAUGUCUAUGCCAUUCUUGACCAAAUCCGAGGGUCCUAUCGUCUGGCGUGGCCUUAUGGUGAUGCAAGCGAUUGAAAAACUUCUUCGACAAGUGGCCUGGUCACCAUUAGAUUACCUAAUUGUUGACUUACCACCGGGCACCGGUGAUAUUCAGUUGUCUUUGGCGCAAUUGACGACACUAGCAGGUGUUAUUAUGGUAACAACUCCUCAAGAACUUUCCGUAAUUGACGUACGAAAAGCAAUUGAGAUGUUUCGUCUUGUUCAAGUGCCUAUUCUUGGCGUCGUGGAAAAUUUUUCCACCUAUUUUUGUCGAAAAUGUGGUCAUGAAGAGAGACUUUUCGGUGAAAACGGUGCGCGCUUGUUGGCAAAUGAAUUUCAGUUGAAAAUAUUGCAAUCAUUACCUAUCGAUAUUUACUUUCGUCAGGCGUGCGAUGAAGGCCGUCCUAUUACUCAAGAAAACGACACAAUUUUAUGGUCAGUAUUCCAUAAUUUAGCAAAUCAAAUUGUGGAACUGUUACCGAUCAAUAAAAUAACAAUACGAGACUGA
This is a messenger RNA of Adineta ricciae, 867 nucleotides long. NCBI's taxonomy places the organism in Eukaryota, Metazoa, Rotifera, Eurotatoria, Adinetida, Adinetidae. The record is from the annotation of a GenBank genome assembly.